Molecule: messenger RNA, 1585 nt
Organism: Drosophila elegans
Lineage: Eukaryota; Metazoa; Arthropoda; Insecta; Diptera; Drosophilidae
Gene: Wdfy2
Product: WD repeat and FYVE domain-containing protein 2
Exons: 6
Coding region: 132-1358 (408 amino acids)
Molecular function (GO): protein binding; metal ion binding
Source: RefSeq, a predicted model, not a curated record
CACUGCUUCGUUAAUUGAUUGUGAAUCACGUAUCCCGAUUCAUAUCUUUAAGAGCAACAAUUCUUGUUUGUGUCAACACUAGCUCGAGUGCUUAAAAUUGGGCGUUGCAGGCUGGUUCCUCCUUGAUUAAUAUGGCUGCCGAAAUUAAGCCAGCGCAGCGGACCAACAAUGAUCGCUUUAACACGUCCAAAAAGCCGGAAUUGCUGAGUAAGCUGGAGGGCAGUAGCGAUGAUGUGAACGCAGCCAUCCUAAUUCCUGGCGAAAACGGCGUAAUUAGCGUUUCCGAUGACAAAACCGUUCGUGUUUGGUUGAAACGCGACUCCGGUCAGUAUUGGCCAAGUAUUUGCCAGUAUAUGCCCUCCGGCUGCACGGCCAUCGAGUACGUCCCGGAAUCCCGACACUUGUACGUUGGCCAGGAGAACGGAACGGUCACCCAGUAUGCUCUCUCCGAAGACUGCAAUCGGCUGUCCUUCUUGCGGGAUUACUUGUCCCAUCAAGCCCGAGUUGUGGCCGUGGUUUACUCGAAAACCCACAAAUGGGUCCUAUCCGCCGGCAAAGAUAAGCAGUUCGCCUAUCAUUGCACGGAGAGCGGCAAAAGGGUGGGCGGAUACAACUUUGAGACUCCAUGCACUGCACUCCAGUUUGACGCAUUAGCCAAGUAUGCCUUCGUUGGCGACCAUGCUGGACAAAUAACAAUGCUGCGGUGUGAUGUUCAAGGAGUUCAGCUGAUUACCACUUUUAAAGGACAUACAGCGGAGAUACGAUGCUUGAGAUGGGUUGAAGGGCCACAGCUUUUAUUUAGCGGCGCCUGCGAUCAGUCUGUAAUCGUUUGGGAUGUUGGUGGCAAACGUGGCACUAUUUACGAGCUGCAAGGACAUAGCAACAAAGUAUCUGCUCUGUCGUACGCAAACCAAACCCAACAACUGAUAAGCUGUGGCGAAGACUCUGUAGUUGUUUUCUGGGAAAUGAACGCGAUGCGGAAAGAAGUUCCUGGCUGGGUGGAGUCCAACAACUGCCAGCUUUGCUCCAGGCCCUUUUUCUGGAACUUCCGCUCUAUGAUGGAUCAGAAACAACUGGGAAUCCGGCAGCAUCAUUGUCGCCACUGUGGCAAAGCAGUGUGUGACAAUUGUUCAACCAAUCGUAUUAACAUACCCAUAAUGGGCUUCGAGUUUGAUGUUCGUACCUGUGAUCCGUGCUACAAACAACUUCAGACCGUCGAGCGCCCCUCGCUGGCCUCAUUUAAUGACGCCAAGCACUCCAUUGUGUACAUGGACCUCGAUGAGGACAGGAAACGUCUGUUGACGGUUGGCCAGGACCGGCUCAUCAAGAUCUGGGAUCUCUCCAACAUUUGGGCAUAAGACUUCCUCCGUACGCACACGCAUAAAAUCCAAGUCGACGUACCAAAGGUAUAAUCAUUCGCGAGGAGUUUCGGUCUUAACUGAAAUACCCAAUAAUGGAACGAUGUGGGCUGGCCAUGACUAAAUCCAGACCCAGCUAGGCUCUCAUAUAUUCGAUGUAAAGCAAUAAUCAUUGUAUGUACGUAUGCUUACAUAAAACACAUAAAUACAAGAAUCCAUCGAUAAAA